This is a messenger RNA of Girardinichthys multiradiatus, 2236 nucleotides long. It is a transcript of the gene mapre3a, whose product is annotated as microtubule-associated protein, RP/EB family, member 3a. Gene Ontology annotation, cellular component: microtubule organizing center; spindle midzone; microtubule plus-end. Gene Ontology annotation, molecular function: microtubule plus-end binding. Lineage: Eukaryota; Metazoa; Chordata; Actinopteri; Cyprinodontiformes; Goodeidae. Gene Ontology annotation, biological process: regulation of microtubule polymerization or depolymerization; protein localization to microtubule plus-end; spindle assembly. The record is from RefSeq and is a predicted model, not a curated record. Bases 162 to 986 code for a protein of 274 amino acids. The transcript has 7 exons.
CCUAUUUAUAAGGAGCCUUUUAACAGCAUGGAGUCGGGCGCCUGCGCAGUAGAAGCCGGAUUGUUGCAGGCUCAGACUGGGCGGCCCGUUACCAAGCACUGCACCGCGCAUUGCCAUAAGGACUACUGCCAGCCAGAUAACAACACGGAACACAGAAGGGGAUGGCAGUGAAUGUGCACGCAACAUCCGUGUCCAUUGACAACCUCAGCCGCCAUGACAUGCUUGCAUGGGUCAACGAUUCCCUACAUCUCACGUACACCAAGAUCGAGCAGCUCUGUUCAGGAGCAGCGUAUUGCCAGUUCAUGGACAUGUUAUUUCCGGGUUGCAUUCUUCUAAAAAAGGUCAAAUUUCAAGCCAAACUGGAGCAUGAAUUUAUACACAACUUCAAAGUUCUUCAAGCAGCUUUCAAAAGGAUGAGUGUUGACAAAAUAAUUCCAGUAGAAAAGCUUGUUAAAGGAAAAUUCCAGGACAACUUUGAAUUCGUGCAGUGGUUCAAGAAGUUCUUCGAUGCCAACUACGACGGGAAGGAGUACAACCCCAUGCUAGCCAGACAGGGGCAGGAUGUGGCCCCUGCCCCCAAUCCAGGUGAUCACUUUAUCCACAAACCAAAGAGAAACCCAGGACCACAGCGAACAUCUCCAACAGUUCCUAAAAACAUGCCAACACUACAGCGAGUCCAGCACAACAUGCCUGCCAUAAGGAAGAAUCCAUCUUUGUCCAGAAAUGGGGGCAGUGAUGCCGAGAUCAUGGAGCUAAAUCAACAGUUGAUGGAGUUAAAACUGACAGUCGAUGGUCUAGAGAAAGAGAGAGACUUCUACUUCAGCAAACUACGGGACAUUGAGCUCAUCUGCCAAGAACAUGAGAGUGAAAACAAUCCUGUCCUCAGCAGGAUAAUUCACAUUCUCUAUGCAACAGAGGAAGGCUUUGCCCCUCCAGAUGAGGAUGACCUCGAUGAACAAGGUCACCUGGACCAGGAUGAAUACUGAACUCCCACCACCUCCACCAGCUUUCUUUUCUUUUUUGGCCAGAUUUUUUCUACUCUCUGCACGCUUUCUAAAUCCUCCUCCUUAUCCCUGCUCUCUGUCUCUUUUUCUUUCUUAAUCACCUGUAUAUCUGUUGCUAACCUCCACCCUCUAAAUGUCUUUCCACAACAGUUCCUUCCUAUUAUUUGCUGUUCCUCCUUGCUUUCACUUACACAGCAACAGUAAUAGUAAUGUAAGAUAAUAUCCCAGUGAUUUUAGCAUGAGCAAUGUACAAAACAGAAGUGGAGUUACAACAAUGGCUGAGUUUCUGUCUGUAACGGUUAACAAUAUUGAUUUCUAAAUGAAUACUGUUUUUUUUUUAUUUUAUUUAUUUGACUUUGUAUGUGCUGUUAAUACUACUGUUAGAGCACAGAUCAACACUGCUCAUGUGCCAUCAUGACACUCCUUGAGCCACUAAAUCAGUAACAAAAGUGACUUUUGAGUAACUUUUAAUCCUAUUUAUUUAACUUUUAUUUUGUUUCAGUUGAAUUUCUGUAGUGGUAGAAGUUUGUUUCUGUAGCAGAACUGUUGCAAACCUACUGUAUGUAAAAUGAAAACCAAGGCCAUGUGUGCUGCGGUUUGUGCUUGGGUCCGCGUCAAGCUUUUGUGUUUUUGUUUGCGGCGGGUUUUAAGCAUGUGAAAAUGCCGAAGAAAGUUGUUCGGUGUGAUGACUUCAGAAACGUGAUCAUUGCUCUGCAAAUAUUCCUUAUUUAUGAGCAACAUAUCUGAGCAUGAGAAUGUUACACAGUGACUGUGAAUGAGUGACAUUUUGUAUAUGUACUUUAUGUGAAGAUUUUGUAAGUUGUCGCAAGAUUCUGGUUUAUUCCCACAGUAUCCUAUAGGCUGACAAUGCACUGGCCUUUAAGCUUAACCUGCAGACUAAAAAUAUGGUUAUGUAGCAGUUUACACAAAUCAAUACAGACACAUUUCUACAUGAUGGCUCUCUUAUCACUAAAAUGAUUGUGUUUUUAUGUCUAAUUUGCUGAAAAGAUGUUCAGAGUUUAGUUGCCAUCUGAAGGAAAGUUCUGAUCUGUGGUCAGUUGACUGGUUAUCAUUACUAUCCAGUUAAACAAAGACACUUCGUUUUCUUUCCCUAAGAUAUUUUUAAUUUGUAAACUGGCUGUCAUCAGCCUGCUGGAACAUGCAUUCAUUGACCAUGUCCACAGAACAAUCAUCUUUUGAGUUUUCAAUAAAUACACAGUUGUUGAACAAUG